Molecule: messenger RNA, 1305 nt
Organism: Henningerozyma blattae CBS 6284
Lineage: Eukaryota; Fungi; Ascomycota; Saccharomycetes; Saccharomycetales; Saccharomycetaceae
Gene: MTC2
Product: Mtc2p
Exons: 1
Coding region: 1-1305 (434 amino acids)
Source: RefSeq, a predicted model, not a curated record
AUGAGCAAUGGUCUUUUAAUUGAUUUUAAUACUUGUUUGAGGUAUUCUAUAUUUACUGGCAGGAGUUUCUUAUGCUUAGUUAAUCAGAUAGAUGAAGAAGAAUCAAGCAGUGAUAUUUAUAGUACUCGCUUUUCUGAUAAUAGUAGCUCAGUGUUUAUAAAUACGAAUACUGCAUCUAUAGAAAGUGUUAAAAAUGCUGUCAUUUUACAUUGUAAAAAUGAAAAUGUCAAUGCUAAUAUCAACAUUUAUAAUCCUGAUGAUAUCAAAAACAAUAAUGAAAAUAGGAGGGAUGCAAGUGAGAUUCCAAAUUCAAGUAACGUCCCUCAAAUAAAUACAAAAAAUACAGGAAGUACGUCAUCUAAUAACACAAAAGACUCAUCUUCGAGUGUUGAGAUUUCAAUUAUACCUGAUAUAAAUUCAUUUACAGAUGAUGAUGAAAAAAAAUUAGUUGAUAAAAUGACUUCAAAUUUAUAUGAGCAAACUAAAACUGCCAGUAUUAACUUUAGAAGAAGAUUACAAAACAAAAUUUAUAUAGGUAUUGUUAUGGUUCCUUCAUUGUUUGAUAAUCCCCUAAUUGAUUUAAAUAAUACCUCAGAUUUGUUAAGCUCUUGUAUUACAAUUCAGAAUUGGUUAAAGCAGAAAUUUUGGCUAGCUUGUACAGAGCCUGAUACUGAAGCUGUGAAUCAGCAAGGUCUCACUUCAUUAAUUAGUAAUCCAUUUAGCACAUCAAAUAAUAGUUUUGCUACCGUCGAAAAAAAUAGUAAUGAUAGCAGUAAUAGUAUCAAUAACAUUAAUAAUACUGGUAUAGAAUUUGACCUUGAAAAAGCAAUAAGUGUAACACCAGUAGUAAGGAGGUAUAUUAUGGAUCUCAUGAUACAAGUAAGAAAUCAUCGAUUUACGCAUCAUAGUUCAGGUGGUGGAGCUUCAACAUCGGCUUUGAAAGCUUUAUUAGAAUUAGCAAGAAUGAUUAGUUUGUCAAAGAAUAAAACAUUUGUAACCCCAAGAGAUGUUAAAUUAGCAGCUUGCUGGUAUUUUCCAUCUCAUAUCAACAUUAUUACAGAUAGUUCGAUGGAUAGUAGUAUCUUAUAUGGUAGUAAACCUGACUUAGUUGAUGAAUUAUUAUCAAUAUUUGCUAAACUAAAAUUAAAACAAAAUACUAAAAAAUCAACUAGCAAAAUUAAUAAUGAUAUUAAAUACCAGAACUUUAAUAAUACGGAGGAGAUAGUCGAUUAUGAAUUAAAUCCACUAUUUUUAGAGUAUUGGGUAAUUAGAGAUGUAAUUAGCAAAGUAGUUCCCCCAGUUUAA